GGCUUAAAAAGCAACAAAAAUAAUAAUAUAAGAAUCAGCACAUCAACAUAACGUCUCGUCGCAUUUGGAAAAUGAAAAGUCACAACAAAUAUGCAAAAUUACCCCAAGAUUUAGAUUUAAGUUUCCAAGAACAAUUGGAUGUGGAUGCAGGCGCUUCUGAUGAUUUCAAUUUAGCCGCGGGCAUUGGUUUGGCAGACGAUACUGACGACGAAGAACGUAUCGCAACUACUGGCACAACGGCUGAGGGUCACGCUUUCGACGACGAAGAGGACGAAAUUGUAAUAGCAACAGCUGCAGGCGGCGGUAGUGUAGGAACACGCGCGGAUGUUGGUAGCGGCGGGAUAGCAAGUGUGCGUGUAAACUCGUCAGCGACUGGGGGCGACAAAAAAGUACGAGGCGGUGUUGCCGUUUGUUUGGGCAGUGAUAGUUUAAUCGAGACGGGUUCAACCCUAACGCCCGAAAUGUUGCUGACAACUUCCGAGUCAUCGACGUACAGCGCCUCCGAGGUAGCUGGCCGUCUACAGGUCGACAUACGCACCGGGCUCAAAUGGACCGAGGCUAAAUAUCGUUCGAAAAUUAUCGGUCACAAUGAGUUGAAUGUGAAUGAAGAAGAACCCACGUGGAAGAAAUAUAUUGAACAGUUUAAGAAUCCGCUUAUACUGUUGCUGCUGGGAAGUGCGCUGGUUUCAGUGAUAAUGAAACAGUACGACGAUGCUGUCAGCAUAACGAUAGCCAUCAUCAUAGUGGUAACAGUCGCCUUCAUACAAGAGUAUCGCUCGGAGAAAAGCUUAGAGGAGUUGAAGAAGCUGGUGCCACCUGAGUGUCAUUGCUUGCGCGAAGGACAACUCGAUACGUUUUUGGCGCGUGAGCUAGUGCCCGGCGAUGUAGUAUAUUUGAAUGUGGGCGAUCGCGUGCCCGCUGAUGUUCGACUCUUUGAAGCGAUUGAUCUGUCGAUUGAUGAGUCUAGUUUCACAGGCGAAACGGAGCCGGGACGCAAGAGCACCGAACUCAUAUUGAGUAGCGCAACCAACAAAGAUCACACAAAUAUGAAGAAUGUCGCUUUCAUGGGCACGCUGGUGCGUUGUGGCAAUGGCAAGGGCAUCGUAGUCAGCACUGGCGAGCGCAGCGAGUUCGGCGAGGUCUUCAAGAUGAUGCAAGCCGAGGAAGCGCCGAAGACGCCGCUGCAGAAAUCUAUGGACAUACUCGGCGCACAAUUGAGUUUCUAUUCGUUCCUCAUCAUUGGUGUGAUUAUGCUGUUGGGCUGGCUACAAGGCAAACCACUAACCGAAAUGUUCAAUAUCAGCGUUUCGCUUGCAGUAGCAGCCAUACCCGAAGGCCUACCUAUUGUGGUCACUGUGACGCUGGCACUCGGAGUGAUGCGUAUGGCCAAGCGAAAUGCUAUCGUCAAGAAAUUGCCUACCGUGGAAACGCUCGGUUGCGUGAAUGUCAUUUGCUCGGACAAAACAGGUACUUUGACGAAAAACGAGAUGACAGCAACAAUCAUCAUCACAUCCGACGGCUACAUGGCCGACGUCACUGGCGCAGGCUACAACGACCAAGGCGAGAUACACAUACGCAAUUGCAACAACGUCGAAAUGGCCAAAUCUAAUAUCACCAACUUGCUUGAAAUAGGUGCGGUCUGCAACAAUGCUUACAUACAAAAUGGCACGCUGCUCGGUCAGCCCACAGAGGGUGCACUCAUCGCUGUUGCCAUGAAGAAUGGCAUGUACGCCACGGCGGAAAAUUAUGUGCGCAUACAGGAGUAUCCUUUCUCCUCUGAGCAGAAAAUGAUGGCUGUCAAGUGCAUACACAAAUACAACAAUAACAAGGAGGAAAUUUUCUUUGCUAAAGGCGCAUUGGAAAUGCUUUUGCCACAAUGUACGAAAUACAUGUUUGGCACGCAGACUGUGCCAUUAACGAAGCAGAAUGAGGCGGAAUUCCUAGCGGAGGCAUACGAAAUCGGCCGAAAGGGUUUGCGUGUGUUGGCAUUGGCCAAAGGACGCAGCCUACAGGAUCUUAUUUACUGUGGUCUUGUGGGCAUCACCGAUCCGCCGAGGCCGUUGGUGCGCGAAUCCAUUGAGAUGUUGAUGCAGAGCGGCGUACGCGUUAAGAUGGUCACCGGCGAUGCGCAGGAGACCGCUAUGGCUAUUGCGAAUCUAAUUGGAAUCGACACAAUUCAUCAGCAAACGCUCUCCGGUCAAGAAAUGGACCAACUGAAUGAACACCAACUGGAUAAGGUCGCCAAUAAUGUGAGUGUUUUCUACCGUGUCACACCGCGUCAUAAGCUUGCGAUCGUCAAAUCACUACAACGCACUGGAAAUAUUGUCGGCAUGACGGGCGAUGGUGUUAACGAUGGCGUGGCAUUGAAGAAGGCUGAUAUCGGCAUUGCUAUGGGUAAAAAUGGCACGGAUGUUUGCAAGGAGGCUGCUGAUAUGAUACUAGUUAACGAUGAUUUUCACACCAUCAUCGCUGCUAUCGAGGAGGGCAAAGCGAUCUUCUACAACAUUCGCAACUUCGUACGUUUCCAGCUGAGUACCUCGAUUGCCGCUCUCUCAUUGAUCGCGCUCGCUACUCUCAUGGGCAUCGCAAAUCCCUUGAAUGCUAUGCAAAUACUCUGGAUCAACAUAAUUAUGGAUGGACCACCCGCACAAUCGCUUGGCGUCGAACCCGUUGAUCACGAUGUACUCAAACAGAAGCCGCGCAAUGUCAAACAGCCAAUGAUUACGAAAUCGGUGAUCGUGAAUGUGUUGCUUAGCGCCAGCAUAAUUGUGCUCGGCACGCUGUGGGUAUUUCAGCGCGAAAUGGCCGAUGGCACGAUGGGUAAAACGAAACGCGACACCACCAUGACAUUCACAUGUUUUGUCUUUUUCGAUAUGUUCAAUGCGCUGGCAAGCCGCUCAGCCACAAAGAGCGUCUUCAAGAUCGGUUUGUGCACGAAUCGCAUGUUCCUGCUUGCUGUUGGUUUCUCGAUUAUCGGACAAAUGUUGGUCAUCUAUUUUCCGCCACUACAAAUGGUAUUCCAAACGGAAGCGCUUUCCGCCUACGAUAUACUCUUCUUGGUCUCACUCACGUCAUCAGUGUUGAUCGUGGCGGAGAUUAAGAAGUGGUUCGAACGCACAAUGGAGCGUAAGAUGUUCAAGACUCGCUCCGAGUUGGAUUUCGUAUGACAAAAAGCAAGCGCUGGAAGAAAAUCGUCAAUCGUAAAGAAUGAUUAAGCUUAGCAAAAUACACACACACACACACACACACAAACUACAAACAAACAACACGUAUCAAGGACGAUGGAUGAAGGCGGAAGAGAGAGAAAAAUAAAGAUAGAGGAAGAAAACGAAGUGGGCGGGCGAAUGAACGAUGAAGAGGCGAA
Messenger RNA from Rhagoletis zephyria (snowberry fruit fly), 3364 nucleotides. It is a transcript of the gene SPoCk, whose product is annotated as secretory pathway calcium atpase. Gene Ontology annotation, molecular function: ATP binding; P-type calcium transporter activity; ATP hydrolysis activity. The record is from RefSeq and is a predicted model, not a curated record. Lineage: Eukaryota; Metazoa; Arthropoda; Insecta; Diptera; Tephritidae. Gene Ontology annotation, biological process: calcium ion transport. Gene Ontology annotation, cellular component: membrane.